Molecule: messenger RNA, 7878 nt
Organism: Eleginops maclovinus (Patagonian blennie)
Lineage: Eukaryota; Metazoa; Chordata; Actinopteri; Perciformes; Eleginopidae
Gene: ptprfa
Product: protein tyrosine phosphatase receptor type Fa
Exons: 35
Coding region: 313-6066 (1917 amino acids)
Biological process (GO): peptidyl-tyrosine dephosphorylation involved in inactivation of protein kinase activity
Cellular component (GO): signaling receptor complex
Molecular function (GO): protein binding; protein tyrosine phosphatase activity
Source: RefSeq, a predicted model, not a curated record
UGACCUGCACUCGCAGCCACAAGGAGCUGAUCAAUCACGCUGCUGCACAUCUCAAGGCGCCACCUGUGGCUGACCUCCGUGUCCGCACACCCCCCCUGAGGCUCAGCGCUGAAUCGGCUUGGAUAGUUUUAUGGGAUUUGUAGAGAAAUUGUUACUUCGGAGGGACAACGCUGAAGUCUGCCAUCAGUAAUUCUCCUCAGGAUUUUUUUUUUACCAUGGAGUUUGACACAGGUGUCACUCAAUGAUUGUUUGAGGUCAUAGCCAAUCAGCAGCAGCGUCCGGACCAGACGAGGGAGUACUGACCGUCACACCAUGGACCUCAGAUUCAGGCGACUGUUGCCUCUCACCAGAGCAGCUCUUCAACUCCUGCUGCUGGCCGCCCUGGUGCUGCCUUCUCACACUGAGAGCAUACCCAGCUUCAUCAAGUCCCCUGAUGACCAGACGGGGAUUUCGGGAGGAGUGGCGUCAUUCGUAUGCCAAGCCGUGGGUGAGCCUAAACCCCGCAUCACCUGGAUGAAGAAGGGAAAGAAAGUCAGCUCUCAGCGCUUUGAGGUGAUUGAAUUUGAUGACGGCUCGGGCUCCGUGCUGCGUAUCCAGCCUUUGAGGACCCACCGCGAUGAAGCCAUCUAUGAAUGCACAGCCACCAACAGCGUGGGAGAAAUCAACACCAGUGCCAAGCUCACUGUCUUAGAAGAAGACCAGAUCCCUCAUGGUUUCCCCACCAUAGACAUGGGGCCCCAGCUGAAGGUGGUGGAAAGAACACGUACUGCUACGAUGCUGUGCGCAGCCAGUGGCAACCCUGACCCAGAGAUCUACUGGUUCAAAGACUUCCUCCCCGUCGACAUCAGCAGCAGCAAUGGGCGCAUUAAACAGCUGCGUUCAGGUGGUACACCAAUCAGAGGAGCUCUUCAGAUUGAGAACAGCGAGGAGUCGGACCAGGGAAAGUACGAGUGCGUGGCCAUCAACAGCGCCGGGACUCGCUACUCUGCUCCGGCUAACCUUUAUGUUCGAGAUCAGCGCGAAGUUCGCCGUGUACCUCCCCGUUUCUCCAUCCCCCCCACCAAUCACGAGGUGAUGCCCGGCGGCAGCGUAAACCUCACCUGCGUCGCGGUUGGUGCCCCCAUGCCAUUUGUAAAGUGGGUGAGCGGCGAGGUGGAGCUAACCCGGGAGGAGGAGAUGCCGAUUGGCCGCAACGUCCUGGAGCUCACCAACAUCCGCCAGUCUGCAAACUACACCUGCGUGGCUAUCUCCUCCCUGGGCAUGAUCGAGACCACCGCCCAGAUCACUGUCAAAGCUCUGCCCAAGCCACCCACAUCCCUCAUUGUGACAGAAACUACGGCCACCAGUGUCACCCUCACCUGGGACUCUGGUAACCCAGAACCGGUGUCCUACUAUGUGAUCCAGUACCGUGCCAAAGUGUCCGACAACGGCUUCCAGGAAGUAGACGGAGUAGCCACGACUCGAUACAGCAUUGGCGGCCUCAGCCCCUUCUCGGAAUAUGAAUUUUGCGUCAUGGCCGUCAACAAUGUCGGUCGGGGGCCUCCCAGUGGAAUUGUAGACACCCGUACAAGCGAGCAAGCCCCCUCCUCCCCUCCUCUUCACAUCCAGGCGCGCAUGCUGAGCUCCAGCACCAUGCUGGUCCAGUGGGAAGCUCCAGAAGAGCCCAACGGACAAAUCCGAGGCUACCGGGUCUACUACAGCUCGGAACACGAUGCCCCCCUUAGCGCCUGGCAGAAACACAACACAGACGACAGCAUGCUCACCACCAUCUCAGGCCUCACCGCAGAUAUCACCUACAGCCUGAGGGUGCUGGGCUUCACCUCCGUGGGAGACGGGCCUCCCUCUGAAGUUUUGCAGAUCAAGACCCAGCAGGGAGUUCCCUCUCAGCCAUCUGGUUUUGAGGCUGAGGCCGAGCUGGACUCUCGCAUCAUGCUGUCCUGGCUCUGGCCGGUCCAGGAGCCCAUCAUUCGCUUUGAACUGCUGUACUGGGAGGAGAGCAACCCUAGGGACAAGCGUCAUGCCACGUUUGACCCAGCAGGCUCCUAUGCAGUGGACGGUCUAAAGCCGGACACACUCUAUAUGUUUUCCCUGGCAGCAAAGUCUGAGAUGGGUUUAGGAGUGUUUACCCAGCCCAUUGAGGCCCGGACUGCCCAAUCCACCCCCACAGCCCCUCCCCAGGAAGUACGCUUGCUCAGCCUCCGCUCCACCAGCCUAAAGGUGAGUUGGGUGGCUCCACCCACAGACAGACACCAUGGGGAGAUAGUGAGCUACUCCCUCAGCUACCAGGCUCUGACAGGGGAGGACGUGAGCCGCCACCAGGUGUCAGGGAUCGGUGCUGAUGUCACCAGCUACGUGCUGGAGGACCUGCAGAAGUGGACUGAGUAUUUGGUUUGGCUGAGGGCUCACACUGUUACAGGGCCCGGCCCGGAGAGCUCCGCUGCCCGCAUCAGAACCAUGGAAGAUGUGCCUGGAGCUCCCCCCAGGAAGGUGGAGGCAGAUGCCCUCAACUCCACUGCCAUCAGAGUGACCUGGAAGCCCCCCCUGUCUGUGAAGCAGCACGGCCAGAUCAGAGGCUACCAGCUGGUGUACUCCAGGCUGGAGAACGGGGAGCCUCACGGACAGCCGCUCAUCAUGGACAUUUCGCUUCCUGAUGCCCAGGAGGCCAUUAUAACAGGUCUGCUCGCAGAAACAACCUACUCUGUGACUGUGGCUGCUUACACUACGAAAGGCGAUGGAGCGCGCAGCAAGGCCAAGGUGGUCACUACGACAGGAGCAGUGCCUGGCAGGCCCACUAUGAUGAUCAGCACCACCAUAGGGAACACCGCCCUUAUCCAGUGGCAGCCUCCAAAGGAGAUGGUAGGGGAGCAUGUCGGAUACCAGCUUCAAUACAAGAGAGCAGAGGAGGAAGCUUUCACCAUCAAAGACUUCAAAAAGACGGAUGAUCACUUCACAGUCACCGGUCUCCACAAGGGAGCCACCUACAUCUUCAAACUGUGCGCCAAAAACCGAGCAGGCAACGGGGAGGAGUAUGUGAAGGAGAUCAGCACCCCUGAGGACAUUCCCAGCAGCUACCCCCAGAACCUGAGUGUGGUCGGCCUGACCGCCACCUCCACUAAGCUGUCCUGGGAGCCCCCUUCUCUGGCCGAGAGGAAUGGGAAGAUUGUCAAGUAUGUGGUGGUAUAUCGAGAUAUCAAUAGCCACAGUAACAACACCAACACUACCACAGAAACAGAGAUGACUGUCCAAGGUUUGCAGCCAGACACGACCUACGACAUCAGAGUCCAAGCUUUCAACAGCAAGGGUGGAGGACCCAUCAGCCCUAGCAUUCAGAGUCGAACCAUGUCCACGUCCAUGCCAGUGUUCACAAAGAACUUUGGCGUGAAGGCUGUGACGAAAACUUCUGUCCUUCUGACCUGGGAAGUGCCAGAAACCUACAAAUCUCAAGUGCCUCUCAAGAUCCUGUACAACCAGCAGAGUGUGGAGGUCCAAGGCGACCUCAAGAGGAAGCUGAUCACAGAGCUGCAGCCAGAUACCGAUUACUCCUUCGUGCUCAUGAGCCGGGGGAACAGUGCUGGUGGCCUCCAGCAGCAAGUGUCCAUUAGAACCGCUCCAGACCUGCCGCAGAUGAAACCAGUACUAUACCAACAGGAUGUGGAGGAGGGAGGAAAAGUGACCAUCAGCCUGUCCACAGGGCCUGCUGAAGUCUCUGUCAGGUGGUACUACAUAGUUGUUGUCCCUGUCAAUCCGGCUUCUCAGAGAAGAUGGGAAAACCCUGAAGACAUGGACAUACAGGAGCUCCUGGAGCCAGGUGCUGACAGCAGCCUGCAGAGAAAGAAGAGACAGAGCCAGCAUCUUUUUCAGCCAUACAUCGCUGCCAAGCUAGACACGCUGCCUGAGUUCUUCACACUGGGCGAUGAGAAGAAAUACAACGGCUACUACAACAAACCCCUCCCGGGCCAGCAGCAGUAUCGCUGCUUUGUUCUGGCUGACUUGACUGACAACGAGUCUCAGAGGACGUUUGCGGCCAGCCCGUUUUCUGAGCCCUUCAUUGUGAAGCUCCACAGCGGGAUGAGCCGACACGCAGAGGAGCCGGAGAUGCUCUGGGUGAUGGGUCCGGUGCUGGCAGUUAUCCUCAUCAUCAUCAUAGUCAUUGCCAUUCUAGUCUUCAAGAGGAAACGAACAUGUCCAGCCAAGGAUGAGCACAUGGCAGGCGUCAAGGAUUCACUGCUGGCCCACUCCUCAGACCCUGUGGAGAUGAGGAGACUCAACUAUCAGACACAAGGUUCAAGUGCCCUCAGUUGCCCGAAAACUCCAAGGAUGAGGGAACAUCCUCCCAUUCCUAUCUGUGACCUGGCAGACUACAUCGAGAGACUCAAGGCCAAUGACGGUCUGCGCUUCUCUCAGGAAUACGAGUCCAUUGAUCCAGGGCAGCAGUUCACCUGGGAGCACUCCAACCUGGAGGUCAACAAGCCAAAGAACCGCUAUGCAAAUGUGAUUGCCUACGACCACUCCAGGGUUAUCCUCACACCUGUGGAUGGAGUUUCAGGCAGCGACUACAUCAACGCAAACUACAUCGAUGGGUACAGGAAGCAGAAUGCUUACAUUGCCACACAGGGGCCACUGCCGGAGACACUGAGUGACUUCUGGAGGAUGGUGUGGGAGCAGAGGACCUGCACCAUCAUCAUGAUGACCCGUCUAGAGGAGAAAUCUCGGGUCAAAUGUGACCAGUAUUGGCCCAGUCGUGGCACAGAGACAUAUGGAAUGAUCCAGGUGACCAUGCUGGACACUGUGGAGCUGGCUACGUACAGUGUGCGCACUUUCACCCUCUAUAAGAAUGGCUCGAGUGAGAAGAGAGAGGUUCGACAGUUCCAGUUCAUGGCCUGGCCUGACCAUGGAGUGCCUGAGUAUCCCACCCCAACCCUCUCCUUCCUACGCAGAGUCAAGGCCUGCAAUCCUCCAGACGCUGGACCCAUGGUGGUCCACUGCAGUGCCGGUGUUGGCCGUACAGGCUGCUUCAUUGUGAUUGAAGCCAUGCUGGAGAGGAUGAAACACGAGAAGUCGGUGGACAUUUACGGUCAUGUGACGUGUUUGCGAUCUCAGAGGAACUACAUGGUGCAGACGGAGGAUCAGUACAUAUUCAUCCACGAAGCCCUGCUGGAAGCUGCAACAUGUGGCAACACAGAAGUCCCUGCCAGAAACCUGUACGCCCACAUCCAAAAGCUCACCCAGAUCUCUGCUGGAGAGUCCGUCACCGCCAUGGAGCUGGAGUUUAAGAAACUGGCCAACUCUAAAGCACAUACCUCAAGAUUCAUCAGUGCCAACCUGCCGUGCAACAAAUUCAAGAACCGCCUAGUGAACAUCAUGCCUUUCGAGUCCACCCGUGUCUGCCUGCAGCCAAUCAGAGGGGUGGAGGGCUCAGACUACAUCAACGCCAGCUUCAUCGACGGAUAUAGGCAGCAGAAAGCCUACAUGGCCACGCAGGGCCCGCUGUCUGAGACCACAGAGGACUUCUGGAGAAUGCUGUGGGAACACAACUCCACCAUCGUCGUCAUGCUCACCAAACUCCGCGAGAUGGGACGGGAAAAGUGUCAUCAGUACUGGCCUGCUGAGCGCUCGGCACGCUACCAGUACUUUGUUGUGGACCCCAUGGCCGAGUACAACAUGCCUCAGUACAUUCUGAGAGAGUUCAAAGUCACAGACGCCAGGGACGGUCAGUCCAGGACUAUCAGGCAGUUCCAAUUCACUGACUGGCCAGAGCAAGGAGUGCCAAAAACAGGGGAGGGCUUUAUCGACUUCAUCGGCCAAGUCCAUAAAACGAAAGAGCAAUUUGGACAAGACGGACCAAUUACUGUGCACUGCAGUGCUGGUGUUGGGCGGACUGGUGUGUUCAUCACCCUGAGCAUCAUCCUGGAGAGGAUGAGAUACGAAGGAGUGGUUGACCUCUUCCAGACCGUCAAGAUGCUCCGGACACAGAGGCCGGCCAUGGUGCAGACAGAGGACCAGUACCAACUGUGCUACCGCGCUGCUCUGGAGUACCUGGGAAGCUUUGAUCACUAUGCAACAUAACCCCGCCCAGAAAGACAUCGUCAGAGGAGUUAUACUUCUCCUCUGAGCCAUAUCUACUCAGCUCCAUCAGUCCCUGAGGCCUGAUGAGGAUGCUACGAGGAGGACUGGAGAGGAGGUGACCACAGCAGGAAACAGGAGACAUUAAAGGACAGAGGAGAGGGGACAGUCAGGAUAAUCUCCUCCUGCACCGGUGCCAUGAUUCUGCCACAGACCCGACACCAAAACUUCCUAAAAACUACCCUGAGAGACUCAUUGUCAUGCCUCAUUCCUGACUGAUUUUUCCCAUCAUUCCUAAAUAUCUGCGUCCUCCUAUAUGGCAAACAAAUGUCCUGCUAUUUUCAUUUAUAUUCAUCAUUACUACGUUAUUAUAAAUAUUUAGAAUUUAUUUUAAAAUCAUUUAAUCUUGCAAUUAUUUGUGUUAAUGGGCCUUUUUUUAUUUGCUGAUAUAUUUUUCUUUUUAUUAGCACAAAGAAAAUGUAUGUUCAGCAUUACUAUUGGAGAGCGUAUACUCACAGCUGCUAAUAAUUUUAUUUUGUACCAUAGAUAUAAUAUUCUUAUGUUAUCGUUGAUCUUAUUUAGGGGGGUUUGACAGAACGAUCUACCAAAACAGGUCAAUUUAACAAACAUGUUUGUGAGCUACUGUAUGAAAUAUAACUAAUGCCAUAAACUGACUAUUCUCGGAUAACUGUCAAAGCCAACCAAAAUCUGGAGACUUGGAAAAAAAAAUAUAUAAAGUUGUUUGAAAAGGUUGUUGACACCAUAGCCCCUCUUGACACAGACUCAGGUAGACUGAACACAGACAUGUUUAUGAAACACAGUAAGUGUGACCACAUCACAUUCUAAACAAGCCCGUGCUUGGACAAGGGAGAAAUCCAUUAUGGCACAAAUAUCAAGAAUCAAUGCUUAAAUUUAAUCAAAUGAUUUAAUUUCAAAAUCUUAAAUAGCUGAUUGACAUGAGUUUUGAAUACAGAUCAGUCCGAACAGGAGGAAGUAGUACUGUUUGGGGGACUAUUUUCAGCCAUGAUUAAUCCACCUGUGGUGCUUUAGUGAGUAUUUUUGGCAGCAGGUCAGUGUGGGAGAGUCACCAUAAUACAGUGUGUGUGUGUUCAUGGUAAAAAAGGAACAUGUCAGUGCUACAGUGUGACUUAUUGGUGUGUUUUAUUCACGUUUGGAGAAUAAUUUUCCUCUACAGUCCAGAGGAAGAGGAUAUAUCAGGCUUUCAUACACACACAAUCCUUCAUAUUUAGAUAAGUUCAUUGUCUAUGCAUUGUAUUUGUUAACAAGGCUCUAAAUUAAAAAAGGUACAAACUGUUGAUCUAAAACCCAGCACAGUUCACAGCUUAAUAUUCAAGCUCUAACAGUGGAAUGGGAGUAAAUAUAGAUAUUUGGGGACAUUAAAUCGAAUAGGAAAUCAGGAGAUUGUGAAGUAUCACAAAAACACAUUUUCUCAACUACCCUUUGAUUGCCAUAAGUUAGCUGGAUGUGUCUUACUUUCUGUAACAUGCAAUCUGGUUCCCACCGAUCAUACUCAUUUUACAAGGGUUGAGAAAAUUGGUUUGAUACAGAAAUGACCCAAGUAUAAUGGACCCAACAUUACAGAGACAGAACUAAACGUUCCCAUUCAUCUCAUGACCUUCACCGUUCUGUUAGCAUACACCAACAGGACACAGGCAGAUACAACGGAACCCCAUCAAUGUUAUAUUUCAGCUCAACUUUAAUCACUGUGUUGCAGACAGACAGACUUUUAACUGAGAUAAGAAUUAAUGUUCAGUGUUUUUCACUGGAUCAGAUGACAGAGCUUGAGGGGGGGGG